Messenger RNA from Parathielavia appendiculata, 546 nucleotides. RefSeq lists its product as uncharacterized. NCBI's taxonomy places the organism in Eukaryota, Fungi, Ascomycota, Sordariomycetes, Sordariales, Chaetomiaceae. The record is from RefSeq and is a predicted model, not a curated record. The transcript has 5 exons. The coding region runs from base 1 to 546 and encodes 181 amino acids.
AUGGGCGGCGAGGUGACACUCGCUGACCCUGUGUCGUUAAUACUGCUCACGACCCAACUUGGAAUUGGCCUGUUUGAAAGCCACCAGCACAUGGGCGAGCUCAAAGCCCGAGUCGAAGACCUGGUUGAAAUCCCACGAGAUCUUCAGAGAGACAAACCAGGCAUGUUGUCCCUUUUCUUCCUGGCCCACAAACCAGCGCAUAUGAUGAGAGACAGAUCAUUGCUUCAGCCGGAACGGGCAAUGAGCAUCGACUUUGCAAUACCUGGUCUGAGCGCAAUCUCGACUAACGAGAAAUCUGAUACCAGGGGCCGCUUCCACGUCUCCAGCGUUGAGCUCCUGAUCCUGGGCGUGGACCUUCCCCAUCCAGAUGAUGCUGGGUUACUCAUCCUCCUCUCCACAAUCGAGUUUCUGACCCCUGGCCUUAGACACAAGCAUGAUGACCGAAAAUCUGAACCAGCCGAUCUGAAGACCGAUGAGAACUUACUCCUUCUGAGGCCCAGAGCACAAACCUGCACCAUCCGCAACACCUGCUUCCGGCCCAUUUGA